Symbiodinium sp. CCMP2456 is the source of this 903-nucleotide messenger RNA. The record is from the annotation of a GenBank genome assembly. Lineage: Eukaryota; Dinophyceae; Suessiales; Symbiodiniaceae.
AUGCUGGAGGAACAGGACACCAAGCAACUCGGCAACCUGUUGCGGCAGGCCAGCACCUUGAUGGAGAUCGACUUUUUGGCGGAUGAGGUGGAGGUGGAACAGGAUGGCAAGUGGAAGGGAGUGCUGUACGGCUUUCGUCCCACGGCGAUUGCGGUUCUCUCCAUGUUCGUCGUGACAGUGACCUUCAACACCAGAUGGGUAUGGGAUGACUCCAUGGGUUUCUACAAGCUGGACCCCAGGCGUGCAGUGGAGGGCUCCGAUCUGCUACCUGGCGCUGGUGGUCUACUUGUAACGCGAUUUGUGAGUUUCUUGCUGAGUUUUGGUGCAUGCGCCAAAGCUGUCAUCCGCUACCGUCAUGCAAACGAGGAAGAGAAGGUCAUCCCCCUGUUCUUCGGCGGCUUCGAAGUUCUCAUGGUGUUUUGCACGUUGUGGACUUGGGUGUGGAAAGCUUUGUAUUUCGGCUGGGUGACCAGCCUGAGCACCAUGUAUUACUUUGUCGGCAUCGUGCCUUCUUGGGUGCUUGCAUCGCCCACGUGGGUCGCAUUCGACAUCGCAUUUGGCGUUUCCUGGCUUGUCUUUUGGGCAGUAUGGGUUUUCCUCAUUCCGGCUGCUUGGUUGGCUGGGAAGCAGGAGGCACUUCGCGAACUGUUAUCCCCAUUCCAGUUGUAUUUGCACAACGUAAAUGUGGCGCUUGUGACGACGGAGGCCUUGCUGAAUCAGUUUCCACUGAUUCCUUACCACUUCAUCUUUCCCCUGUACUUUGGCUUCGCAUAUGUUGUCUGGAACUGGUGGCUGUACGAGAAGAUCCACGUCUGGAUAUAUUUCUUUCUGGACUACAACAGGCGCGGUGAUGUUGCAGCUUCCCAGAAGGAGCAAUACUCUGAGCUUGGUCUAUACCUCUAA